Molecule: messenger RNA, 522 nt
Organism: Notothenia coriiceps (black rockcod)
Lineage: Eukaryota; Metazoa; Chordata; Actinopteri; Perciformes; Nototheniidae
Source: RefSeq, a predicted model, not a curated record
AUAAUGGCUGACUUUGACAUGGUGCUGAAGUGCUGGGGUCCAGUGGAGGCGGACUACGCAACCCACGGGGGGCUGGUGCUGACCCGUUUAUUCACAGAGCACCCAGAAACCCUGAAGUUAUUCCCCAAGUUUGCUGGCAUCGCCCAUGGGGACCUGGCCGGGGAUGCAGGUGUUUCUGCCCACGGUGCCACAGUGCUGAAUAAACUGGGUGAUCUGCUGAAGGCCAGAGGCGCCCACGCUGCCCUCCUCAAACCUCUGUCCAGCAGCCACGCCACCAAGCACAAGAUCCCCAUUAUUAACUUCAAGCUGAUUGCAGAGGUCAUUGGUAAAGUCAUGGAGGAGAAGGCGGGACUGGAUGCCGCCGGGCAGACUGCCCUGAGGAACGUGAUGGCCGUCAUCAUCGCUGACAUGGAGGCCGACUACAAAGAGCUGGGCUUCACUGAAUGAAGAUCAGAUUCACAAAGUGUUGCUGUAGACAGACAGGAAAAAUGUACCACAUGCAAAAUAAAAUGAUAAAAAUGG